Molecule: messenger RNA, 1335 nt
Organism: Exserohilum turcica Et28A
Lineage: Eukaryota; Fungi; Ascomycota; Dothideomycetes; Pleosporales; Pleosporaceae
Exons: 2
Coding region: 1-1335 (444 amino acids)
Biological process (GO): transmembrane transport; monoatomic cation transport
Cellular component (GO): membrane
Molecular function (GO): monoatomic cation transmembrane transporter activity
Source: RefSeq, a predicted model, not a curated record
AUGACGGCCCACAGCAACGGGCUGCUGUCGCCCAUGUCUGCCACGUUUCCCUCGAAGCAGUAUGCCACGCUCGCGCCCAGCGACUCGGUCUCGCAGAGGGCCUCGCCCGCCACGCUGUAUACGCCCGCCAGCGCGACGUUCCCCUACACGCCAGCGACCAUGGACACGGACGGCCCUUCGUUGAGCGGGUCUGAGAACCCCAAUCCGUUCAACUUCCAGUCGGUGACGUAUCAGCCAGGGCGACCCCAGGCCAAAAGCAACGACGUCGGACGCAGACGAGGACACAAGUACAAGCACAGCAGUGUAUCGCACCAGAUCUUUCUAGAACCCGCCCCCCGCGCGCCGCUCCAACUGCCCGCCUCGCUGCCCAUUCCCACGUUCAAAGAGUACCGUUCAUCCAUGUCCAAGGACCAGAAGCUACGGCUAGCAUGGUGCUUCUGCCACUUGGUGGUCGCCGGUCUGGUGCAAUGGGGCGCACACGAGUCGCUGGCGCUGACGGUGCUGUCCCGUCUGCUCUUCUACGAUGCGCUGGGCGCAUUUCUGUGCGUGGCUGUAGACGUGGGGGCAAACUUUGAGGUUUGGAAGCGGUCGAGCAUCCGCCAUCCGUUUGGAUUUGAGCGUCUCGAAGUCAUUGCAGGGCUCGGCAUGUCGGUGGGGUUGCUGUUCAUGGGGCUAGAUCUGAUAUCUCACGGACUGACGCACGCGCUCGAAAACACGGGCGGGCACCAUGCGCACCAUGGCGAUGCGCACGAGCGGGUGUCUCCCGGGAGCAUUGACUUGGCUGCGCUGAGCGGCAUUGUGUCGACGCUGGUGUCGGCAAUGGUGCUCAAGAACCACGCGCGCAUCGGCAAGGUGAUGCGGAUGGGGGCCAUUGCCAACCUGCCGUCGGUGCUCAGCAACCCGUCGCACUUUCUGACGCUGUCGUGCUCGGCGCUGCUGCUGAUUCUGCCGCUGCUGAGCAUCCGCAUGUACGUGUGGCUCGACAGGAGCGUUUCCUUCUCGGUUGCGUUUGCCAUGGUGGCACUAGGGUGGAUACAGGGGUGGACGCUGGGCAAGAUGCUGCUCAUGUCGUACUCGGGGCCCGGGGUGGCGGACGUGAUCCGCGACGUGGAGACUGAUGCGGCGGUCGGGAGGGUUGAGGAGGCCAAGUUCUGGCAGGUUCACUACGGGCUGUGCCAGGCGAAUCUCAAGGUGCGGGUGCGGAAUCUGGAGGAAAUUGGGCGUCUCCGGGAUCGCAUCGGCAGCAUGGUGCGAAACCGGUUGGGCGGCGGAUACGGCAGCGGCGGGGGGCAGAAGUGGGAGGUGUCGACGCAAAUUGUGCUGGAGCAGGAUUAA